CUCUCGGGAGGCUGGACGCAGCCACACGUUGUGGUGAACAAGGGUAAAAUCGGUGUGCCUUCUCCUUACUCUUUCGUUUCGCUCUUAAAUUUUUUUCUUGCGAUUUUUCGUUUCAAACGCUAGUCACCCCCCUCUAGUGUUGGGAAUAUUAUUUAACAAUUGGUAUCGGAGCCUAAGUCUCUUCCAGACUUAACUAUUUGAGAGGAAUAAGAUCAUGGGCUCUUCGUCUAGAAAUUUGUACGCACGUAUAGGUGAAGGUCAAUCUACCUCAAGCCCACCACCUUUUGAUGGCACCAACUACACAUAUUGGAAGGAACAGGUGAGAAUCUAUAUCCGUUCCACCAACAUCCAAUUGUGGUUGGUUAUCAAGAAUGAUGAAGAGGUACCUAUGAAAAAGGUAGGAGAAACCACGGUCCCCAAGACCAAAGAUGAAUUUGAUGUCGAAGACAUCAAAAAGGUCGAAAACUAUGCAAAGGCCAUAAACAUGUUCUAUUGUGCCGCAAAUCCCGGUGACUACAGGAAGAUCUCUUACUGCUCCACCGCCAAAGAGAUGAAAAAGGGGAUAGCGAUCAAAGCCACCAAGGAACCGGUGGAAGGAGAAUCAAGCGAUGAAGAUAACGAGUUCGGGCUUGCUAUCAAAAAGUUCCAUAAAUUCAUGAGGAAAGAAUUUAAGCACAAAGGGAAGAAGCACGAUGGUCCCUCGAAGUGCUAUGGGUGUGGCGAGAUUGGCCAUAUCAAGCCAAUGUGUCCAAAAGCCCAGAAAGGCAAGGACAAACAUGGGUUCAAGAAGCAACGAGCCUACAUUUCGUGGGGUGGUGAUUCCGGUGAUAAAUCAACAGACGAAGAGGAAGAUGAGGCCGCAAACCUUUGCCUUAUGGCACAUGAAGAAACAAGCGACGACGUGCAAGAGGUCAUUGAUUUCGAUUUCGGAUUCCACCAGGAAGAUGAACAAUUGAGAGAGGAGUGAUCGUUUCAAUUUUGGGUUUAGAGCUUCAAAGGGUGAGCAUGGUACGGUAUGGUACGGUAUUUAGCCCGUACCGAUACCGUACCAAAUAUUUCGGUUCGGUAUGGGAUUUUACACCGUACCGAUCCCGAUCCCGACAUAUCGGUUCGGUAUGGUUCGGGAUGGUUCGGUAUCGGUUUCGGUACAAAUCGGGAUGAAUAUACAUACCUACUUUAC
Molecule: messenger RNA, 1180 nt
Organism: Cuscuta campestris
Lineage: Eukaryota; Viridiplantae; Streptophyta; Magnoliopsida; Solanales; Convolvulaceae
Source: the annotation of a GenBank genome assembly